AUGCCUCUUUCAUGGGACCCUAGACGAAUGUGGUCAGAUAAUCCUUCGGCAGCUGGUGCAUCCAAAGCCCUACCGAAUGAGGAGAUCGUCACCGACUCCUCCCCCAAGGCUGUCUCCACUGCAUUCGCCGCACGGUCAGCUUCACCUAAACGCUUCCGUUUUGUCAAGGGCGUCUCUAGGCCAAAGAAGCGCCGAAGAGCAAACUCGCCAAAGGAGCAAGCAAGUCGAUCAGCUGUAACAGAAAGCUCGCCGGUUACCCCAGAGAUUGUGCGUAGAACGGCAGCGCAGAACUCGGAGUCAUUUGAUGACCACCAAAGAGCUAAUAGCUUAGCUGGUCUGGCUGAUAGGGCUGUUGAGCCGGCGUUACAUAAUCUACAAACCAGCUCAAUCUCAAUAGCUCAGAAUAUUGAUAUGUUCCGAGAUGAACCAGAGCAAAACGUUCUAGGUGAUUUGGUCCCAAGAACCACUCAAGAACCCACAAACCAUUAUGAUACGGCGCGCCUUGAAGCUGCUUCUAUGUUAUCCGAAAUCUCAUCAAACGACCAUGACAAGCUUCUUGAAUUAUUGUGCCCUCUCCGCUACCGGGAAUUGGUCAACUCACCUGACGCGGGCGCAUUCAGUGCUCCAAGCCCAUGGCGGCCCCAGCGCAUUGACGACACCUCGAAUUAG
Penicillium coprophilum is the source of this 669-nucleotide messenger RNA. RefSeq lists its product as uncharacterized. The record is from RefSeq and is a predicted model, not a curated record. Bases 1 to 669 code for a protein of 222 amino acids. The transcript is spliced from 3 exons. Lineage: Eukaryota; Fungi; Ascomycota; Eurotiomycetes; Eurotiales; Aspergillaceae.